This is a messenger RNA of Closterium sp. NIES-65, 1539 nucleotides long. The record is from the annotation of a GenBank genome assembly. NCBI's taxonomy places the organism in Eukaryota, Viridiplantae, Streptophyta, Zygnematophyceae, Desmidiales, Closteriaceae.
UGGCUGCACAUGCUAGCGCCCCACUUCCUGGGGAGUCAUCCACUCCAGGCCACGCUGCUGCCUCAGCCAGACGAGCCAACCCACCUGCACUUCGCCCACAGAUUGAUUCUGCCCUGCUUCCAGCACUGCACCCGCCCCUCCCCUGCGCUCCUCUCCUCGCUGCGCUCACACCACCUUCUCCCCCCCGCGGGCCUCCCCCUCUUCCACGCCAACUGGACGCUCCGCCGCCCGCCACCUGUCCCGCUCCCGCCACCUGGUGUAGUCGUCUCCGCUGACGUGGCAGCUGACGUGGCUGCUGACGUGGCUGCUGACGUGGCGUCUGUUGCAGAAGGGGUGGCUGGUGACGUGGAAGGGGACGGAUUUGCGGGGGUGAGGAGGAUGGUUGGGGAGGACUGGGUGGUUGUGGUGGCGGUGCCACCUGGCGCGAUGCUAUUGGAUAGAAUGGAGGAGAUGGUGGAUGAGAUGAUCCAAGACAACUGGUGGCACGGCCGGGUGGUUUACUUUCGAGGAGGCAUGGGCGUGCAGGAAGCCAGGUCUCUCUUCUCGCGCACGCUGCUCCUCAUCGCGCCACCAGGGGAGGCUCUGGACUUCAUUCUCUUCAUGCCGCCUGCUGCUGUCGUGCUCGAGAUUCAACCCUCCUCCCAUCCUACCUCCUCCCACCGCGCUCUCUCUCACUCCCUCUCCCUCCGCCACCACACUCUCUUCUGCAAAUACCGGAACCUUCCCGGGCAGCCCGAAAAACUUCUCUGCGACCGCCUCGCACUGACGCUCCUCAUGCAGCUUCUUUCCACCGAAGUUUUCUUCAGCCCGGCGCUGCCCGGAGGCAGCCAAGCAGAACGGGCAGCCCUGCGAACAAAUUCCAUCCCAGGAUCCCUUAUCCACGGGCAGCAGCAGGUGAAAAACUUCAAAAACUGGGCGGCGUGCAUUGGCAACCGAGGCAAGUGGGUCGGAAACCCGAAACCCCGCACCCUCCCUUGGGAUUACCGCGGGGUGAGCAACAUGUGCGAUAGAAGAUACCUUGAAUCACACCCUACGGGCAUGGCAUAUGCUAAGUAUGCAGAUGCUUAUGCCAUGAGUCCGGGAGCGACUGAGGCGGGGUGGACGGUGCGGGAGGGGGUGAAGUACGAGUGGGUGGUUGGGCCCUCCACAUGCCCGGCGCCUCAAGUGCCCGAGGAGAUUAAAGCCUUUGAACUAACGGCUAAGGCACGACUUGAAAAGGCUCGGUUAGAGCAGGAUGGAACGGUGGAAGCAAGAAGAGCAGCCGAAGCAGCGGCAGCAGCAGCGGCGGUCGACCUAUCUAACCCCUUUCUGCCGUUCAACGCGUCAGUGUUCUGCGAGCGGGUGGGGCGGGGCAGGCGAAUACUGGUGGUGGGGGACUCGAAGCAGUAUCAGAUGGUGGAGUCGUUUCUGAACCUGAUGGCGUGGGACAGGAAGAAGCCAGCAUGGGAGAUGGUGAAACUGGAGGAUCACCCAAAGCGGUGUGUGGACGUGCUGGGAGGGGACCCUGAGAAGAUGGCUCACGAGUUUUGCCAGUGGUGA